AUGGAGACUGAAUUUCAGAAUGCUUGGCAAACCGCAGUCCAAGCCGAAAAGGAUCUUCUAAAGACACUCGCAGAUAAAGAGCCAACCUUUGCGGAAAUCGCCCACUGCCUUGCGGAAUUCCGUGUGGCUUGUCGUAACGCUAUAUUCGUCGAUUUUGAUGCCGCCGCGACUGAGAACGCCGAGAUCCGUUUAUGGGACGCCCAUGUCAAGAUAAAUGCCCGUUUUCGCAAACUUUUGGCGCGAUUUCGGGAUGAUGCGGGCAAGAAGAAACCAGUCGAAAAGCGAAAACUUGAAAAACACUAUCUUGACUUUAUAAAAUUGAGUCAGAAGUUCUACAGGGGAUAUAUUCAGCAUCUGUCGUCGCAUUACACUGGUAUUCCCGAAUUGGAGCAGGUCGCAAAGAAAUUCAGCUUUGAAAACCUCAUAGUCGAUACCCCGGUUAACCCUGGUCGAGACCUGCGCGGUAGAAUACUCCAGUCCUGCCAUGCUACUUUAAUUCGCUUGGGCGACUUGUCUCGUUAUCGGGAGACAGAGCUUGUUUCAGGUAAAGAGAGGAACUGGGGUCCUGCAAUUGGUUACUAUGAUCUUGCCAGUAUCAUUUACCCAGCAUCCGGAGUAUCCCACAACCAGCUUGCGGUCAUCGCGUUGGCCGAUGGCAACCAUCUCAGAGCCACGUACCAUCUAUACCGAGCAUUGUCGGCACAAGAACCUCGACCGGGCUCGAAAGGUAACUUGGAACUAGAGUUCAAGAAAGUACUUAGUGCUUGGGCCAGGAGAGAAUUGAUCCCACGGGAAGACGCUGGGAUUCCCGGAAAGGCACUUACACCUUGGUUUGUAUAUCUUCACGCGCAAUGCUAUAAGGGUUUGGACUUCCAAGAACAUGACGAGCUUGAAAACGAGGUACUUAGUCAAUUGGCGGUUGACCUGAAGGAGAGAUCGCUUGAGGGUACCCUUCAGAAAUUUGUUCUAAUCAAUAUCGCGGCGGAAGAGCUUGCGAAAGUUAGAUCUGAAAGCGAACCAACCCAUAACGCACCGUUGUUCUUGCAGAGAAUCAAUGUCAAAACUUUCUUCACGCUACUCCAGAUUCUGCUUGCGGAGCUUGAACGCUUCGCAACUGAAGACUACGAUUCGAAGGAGUCUCAACAUGGGUCUGAAAAGAUUACUGUCGUUGCACGCCGUGUUCUACCCGCUCUACGAAACUACAGCUCGUGGCUACUUACAAAUUAUAGCUCAUUGACAGCGCAAAAGCAAGAUAAAGAUACAGUCCUCUCAGUACAGAUUCAAGAAUUUUGGAAGAUAUAUGCCAACACUUUGACAUUGUUAUCGUCAACUUUUGAUGUCAAGAAUAUCCCAGAAGUGGAGUAUCUUUUAGAGGAGGAUGAAGAGACACUCGGCUUUCAGCCCCUUAUCAACGAGGCCACCAGCCGGCGGUAUUUAUCAGAAAAUGGCAUGACAAAGCCUAGAAUGCUUGCUCCCGGCAUUGAGAGGAACCAUCCUAAUAUCGAAAUGCUAUAUCGAAUUCGAGAGUUCGUUAUCGACGGGCUAGAUCUAGUCAUUUACAACCGAAUUCCCAUAGCUCUCGUCGAUGAAAAUGAACGUACAAUGUUCAUUUAUCAGGAAGAAGGACUUCCUUCUCAGUUUUACGCAAGUCCACGAGGGCAUCAACCAACUAUCGCUUCGACGAAUGUUCAAAGGGAUGAGAUUAGUAACGUGCAGCCGGCAAGAAAUACCACCGAGGGGCGAAGUGCCUUUGGUGGUUCGCAAUCAGCUUCAAUCUCGGCUUCUACAAAUUUUAACCGAAUCGUCGAGGGUGUUGAAAAGCUAGUAGAGUCAGAUACUUAUGAAGCACCGCCAGCAAUGCCCCAGCUGCCAGAAUUUCUGCGGCCAACUCAACCUUCCAGUAAUGUUCCUUACCAGACGCCAAUGGUGCCUCCUGGUUUUGGGUUACAAGCUCCAGCACGGUCUCCCACAUUUGCACCCUUUUUCACAAGCUCAAGUAUUUGGAGCCCGAGUCCUCCAUCUCUAUCGCAUGAUGUAUCUCAGCACCGGCUCGACAAUACUCAAGCUCUCGGCCCUAGUUCGCAGAUAUCAAGAGGGCAAGACCCUUACACGCUGGACACGCCAAGCCCUAGCCUUGCUGCUUUUCAAAGUGAGCUGUCGUUGCAACAAAAGGAGAUGGAUGGGCGAUCGUCAACGCAGUUUGCGUCGACCUGGACACCACAAUCUAUUUCCACCCCCCAACCGCAGCUUUGGGGUAGAUCUCAAUUUGACAGCCUGCCUCCGUACCGUACUUCUCUGCUUCAGCAUUCGGUCCAGCCACCUCCAGGCUACGAUUUCCCGUCUUCGCAUAAUCAUGCUUUUAUUGCUUCUACCAUGUCUCCGCCUCAUGCGUCUGAUAGCCGGCAAAGUACUCAAGAUUCUUCUGCUCGUUUUGGUGCUAUUGGACAGCAAACGUCUCCCUGCGGACAGGCGGGUUGA
Molecule: messenger RNA, 2478 nt
Organism: Talaromyces marneffei
Lineage: Eukaryota; Fungi; Ascomycota; Eurotiomycetes; Eurotiales; Trichocomaceae
Exons: 7
Coding region: 1-2478 (825 amino acids)
Biological process (GO): nuclear-transcribed mRNA catabolic process, nonsense-mediated decay
Cellular component (GO): telomerase holoenzyme complex
Molecular function (GO): telomerase RNA binding; telomeric repeat DNA binding; protein binding
Source: RefSeq, a predicted model, not a curated record